Effrenium voratum is the source of this 618-nucleotide messenger RNA. NCBI's taxonomy places the organism in Eukaryota, Dinophyceae, Suessiales, Symbiodiniaceae. The record is from the annotation of a GenBank genome assembly.
AUGCAGCAGCCUGACUGGAGCCAGGAAGACUGCUCUGCGGCGCUGGCACCGCAGAGUAUCCGGCAUAGCAUCUCGUACUCCAACCUGAACGGCCAGGAGCAGGUGCACGAAUCCAAGGUGACUUGUUCUGGCGACAAUUGCGAGACCAUGUCCAACGACGUCUUGCCUCAGAUCAUUCGGGUGAGGCCCCUGGAGCCCAAAACUUCCGCGCCACACCGCAUGUGCGCAGGCUCGCCGCGGCUCAUUUGGGACGGCCUGGACACCUUGGCGAGCCGAGUGGUGAGUUCGACUCGCCGCCUCUUCGGCUACACGGCGGCCGAGCCGGCGGCCGACCACGCGGCGCAGGCGCACGCGGCGGCGCCCGACCUGCGCUUCGGACGCAGCGAAGGCAUCAUGAAGUCUUACAGCUACUUCAAUACCAACGGCCAUGAAGAGAUGAAGCAGGUGGAGUCCCACUGCAAGGAUGGCACCUGCGUGCAGAGGAGCCGAACCUUCUCCCCGCAGAAUCUGGCGCCCCACGCGAAUCCGCCGCAGCCGGCGCCGCAUCAUCCGGCGCCGCAGCCGGCGCCGCACCGGGCGCGGCAUUUCCAGCCGCAGGAGAUGCCGUACGAGGCCUAA